ACAUAUGCACGACAGACAGACAUAAUCCCUGGUGGGCAGUCUGGAACCUGUUGUUCCUACCUGUAAUACUAACGUACUCUGGUGUAUGCCACACGCGAAAGUUAAUCAUUAAAAUUCUUGUCUUCUACGAGAAUAGUGUUUCCUUAUCCCUGCUGUUUACUGCCUUGAAGAUGAAAUCACAGUAAUAUAGACGUCGCUAUGUGAUUAAUACAAUACCUUUAAACGUUUUAGUUUUAUAAUUAAAACCAGCAUUUAAACUGAACGUUUAAUCGCUUCUAGGUCUUAAAGGUUAACAUUCGCAUUUUCAAUUCCGCAACACAAACAUAACCUGGUCUUAGCACUUAGCAGUGUUUUCUGUUUAUAAAUAGCCAAAAUGUGUCCUUGAAAAUAUGGAUAGCUAGGUGGUCGCAAAAAAGUGGUCGCUUAAGCUAAUUAUUUGGCUCAUAACCCCCGUUGCCAUGCUUUUAACUCUCAUCGGCAAACCUUAGCUGUCAAAAUGCACGUCUUCCGUUGUCAGCAAGAGCUAACACGAACACCGCGUAUCCUGUUUAACAAAACUACAAUUGCCAGCAUGUGGACUGAUACUGUACAUCUGCGAAAAAAGAGCUUCAUAGCUCUUUUGAUUCCUCCAGUAUACAUACCGUAGCGUAAUAAAAACAAGUGGCUGAUGAAGCUGAAGGAUGGAAUGUGGAAGCCAAAGGAGGGAACGCCGCUACGGAGUACGACCACUGCGGAGAUGGAGCGAUGAGAUGAGCUAGUGGCAUCAGGGGAAAUUGGGGAGGUGAUGAUGACUUAGAUUAGCAGCUGAUGGCUGAUGAUGAUGAAUACUAAAGUUUUGUUUACGUGGCUGGGCAGCCACCAAAAAAGUGAAGUAGGAAGUCGUGUAACGUCAUUGCUUAGAAACCCCCACAUUCUGGCCCUGUCAGUUUCAUUUCGUCCCUUCUGCCCCGGGUUCGCCGCGCUUCUGACACUUGCUGCCUUCACGUCUCAAAGGCUUGUUAUUCCAUUGCAUCAAGGUGCGCACACAAUUUGAAGACAAGGCUUAUUGUUUCUGAAUCGCAUCGUUUUUACAUUUCAGGAUGGCAACAGGUUUCAGUCUGUCUAGCCACUUGAUUGAACAUUUAGAUAGAGAUAUUGUAGAAUUCAUGUUUGAGAAGAUGGAUGAGGCUUUUGAUAAUCUGAAUAAGAAGUACGGUGUCACGUUUAAAAUUAGUGAUGGCAUAGUUCAUUCACUGUGCAACAUUACUCUGGAGCCCUUCGAUAAAGUGGCGAACCAGGUAUUCAUGGCACUGUAUGAAAAAGCGCUACUUAAGCUGCAGGCAGCACACAUCUCUUGGAGUAGCAUUAAUCUGCCUAAGGGACACCAUUUGCUGACUCAAGCUGACGCAUUCAUUAAACAAGCAUUUCCUCAUGUUUACCAAAUUAAAAAUGACAUGGGUGUCCGCUUUGUCGGCAAAGGAAAUCUUCCAAAAUUGGCCGUGGAAGAGUUCCGAAAGAUUGUGCAUUCCCAACAGGGACAAAGUCAUUCAUUGAAAAGAUCGCAGCGUAGAGGUGAUGGCAAUGGCCGGAGGAGUUUAAAUUCUGUAUCAAGCAGUAAAGACGGAAGAGAAAAGAAAAAAACCCAAAUAGCCAAUGAGGAACAGGAAUCCAGCAGUGAAAAUGAGAGGGAAGACGAGUGUCCCAUCUGUUUAACACAUUUUAAAGAAAAGCAUAUAUUGCCAAAAUGCAGACAUGCCUUUUGCCGCAGUUGCAUAGAUAUGGCUGUUAGGGUUCGGCCUGCUUGCCCUAUGUGCAACGAGCCAUAUGGAACUACUCUAGGCAACCAACCCAUACAUGCAACCAUGACUGUCAACAAAACAUCAGGCCACCUUCCAGGCUAUCAAACCUGUGGGAUGAUUGAAAUUAGUUACACAAUUCCAAAUGGAAUACAAGGGCCCGAGCACCCGCAGCCAGGAAAGGCUUAUGGUGGCAUCUCACGGACUGCAUACCUGCCAGACAAUCAGGAAGGAAACCACGUGCUGCUCCUGUUGCAAAAAGCCUUCAAACAGAGGCUCACCUUCACUGUAGGUGUAUCACGUAGCACUGGCAUCGACAACUUGGUCACUUGGAAUGGCAUCGAACACAAGACCAGCAUUUACGGUGGACCUUUCAUCUAUGGCUAUCCUGACCCAGAUUACCUGAAGCGUGUCCAAGAUGACCUGAAGGAUAAGGGUAUUGUGUGACCAACGUCGUGAAGAAGGGGUCAUCACAAAUUAAAUGAAGAUGAGGUUGAUGAAUGGUUUUCAAUUUGAUAAUUUACUUAUGUGUAUUCCAAAAGCUAUGCACUGGUUUACCAUAACGAUAAAUUAAUGUACAGUUGCCACGUCUUUUUUUAAUUAUAUAUUUUUUACUGGUAGGAACCUCCUGGUUACACCAACCCACAGCGGAUUAUUGUGUUCGUCCGUCGUGCGG
This is a messenger RNA of Lethenteron reissneri (Far Eastern brook lamprey), 2451 nucleotides long. Its product is annotated as E3 ubiquitin-protein ligase DTX3L-like. NCBI's taxonomy places the organism in Eukaryota, Metazoa, Chordata, Hyperoartia, Petromyzontiformes, Petromyzontidae. The record is from RefSeq and is a predicted model, not a curated record. Gene Ontology annotation, biological process: protein ubiquitination; Notch signaling pathway.